GAGCGAGGCUCCACUGACAUUUUUUUUUCUGGUUCUUAGGGGAAGUGCGCACUCUGCCGCGGGGCUUGACGUUCAACCCAACUCACGCUUGUGCCAAUACCAUGGCCCAAGGGCUUUGAACAGCCCGCUGGCGCUGUUGGCCCUCACCGCUUCUCCUUUACUUGGCCUGUGCGGGACCUGCUGCCGAUUGUUUCGUUUCUUCGGAGUGUUUUUUUUCUUCUGUCUUCUUUUUAUUACGUGAAUAUAUUUUUUUCGAUAGGUUUGUGAGUUUUUGCGAGGAUUAGGGUUUUGGGGGUUUGUGGCAUUGGUUGUAGCUAUGGCGGAGCGAAACGGGGACGGGAAGGGCGGUAGGGUGCAAAUCAACUUGGAGCUCUAUGGCAAGAGGUUGAAGCUGCUGAACAACAAAUGGAAGGAGCACAAGAAAGAGAUGUGGGGAGGUGCGGACGCCAUCGCCGUGGUCACCCCGCCCGCGUCUGAGGACUUGCGCUACCUCAAGUCCACCGCAUUGCAUAUCUGGUUGUUAGGGUACGAGUUCCCCGAGACUGUGAUGGUGUUCAUGCCUGGCGCGUUGCACUUCGUGUGCAGCUCCAAGAAAGCCGCACAUCUUGAGGAAUUGCAGAAAUCGUCGAAGAUGCUAACAGGUGUGGAUAUUCAUAUUCAUAUGAAGGAGCGCAAACAGGACGGCAGUGUGCAGAUGAAUAGCGUUUUGGACGCGGUGAAAGGUUUUAGCAAGGGGAAGACACCCACCGUUGGGGUUCUUUCGCGUGAGGCCACGGAGGGCUCGGUCAUGGAGAAGUGGGCCGAGUGUCUGGAAGCCUCAGGUGCUGCCACUGUAGACGUUUCUGGUGGAUUUUCGGAGAUUUUUGCUGUUAAGGAUGAGGAAGAGAUUUCCAACAUCAAAAAUGCAUCUCAUUUGAGUGCGGCUAUCUUAAAAAGCUUCGUGGUGCCGAAACUGGAAGUGAUCAUCGACGAAGAGAAAAAAGUGACUCACUUUGAGCUGAUGGAGCAAACUGAAAACGUGAUUACGAAUCCUGGUAAAUACGUUAAAUUGAAGGCAGAGGAUGUGGACAUCUGCUAUCCUCCUGUUUUUCAAAGUGGCGGAGUGUUCGAUCUGAAGCCGAGUGCAGUGAGCAACGAGGAACCUCUGUAUUAUGAUACGCUUGGUGUGAUAUUGUGUGCGAUUGGUGCACGGUUCAGGUCGUACUGUUCGAACGUUGCAAGGUCGAUCAUGAUAGAUGCAGACAAAACGCAGGAGAAAGCGUACAAGAUUCUUUUGAAAGCUCAUGAAGCAGCCAUAGCUGCACUUAGACCAGGGAACGCCAUGUCAGUUGCGUACAAGGCUGCUUACGCUGUGGUGGAGUCUGGAGGGCCAGAGUUUUUACCCUACUUUACGAAGAACGCAGGAACUGGAAUAGGCAUCGAGUUUCGGGAGUCGGGUUUGACCCUGAACGCCAAGAACGAGCGUGUGAUUCGCCCUGGGAUGGCGUUCAAUGUGUCGCUUGGCUUUCACAAUCUGACUACAGAGUCGAGCAAUCCAAAAUCCAAAACGUUUUCCCUUCUUCUGGCGGACACAGCGAUCGUUGUGGAGAAAGGCCCACCUGAGGUGCCAACACUGAAAUGUUCCAAGACGUAUACUGACAUAGCGUACUCGUUUAAAGACGACGAGGAAGACGAAGAGGUGAAAGUGGAGGCGAAACCUAAAGUGAAAUCAGAGAGUAAUGGGUCCAAUGAACCUGCCGUUCGAAUGGCGACUCUGCGAUCCGACAAUCAGGAGAUGACCAAAGAGGAGCAACGACGGCAGCACCAAGCUGAAUUAGCAAGACAGAAGAACGAAGAGACAGCCAGGAGGUUAGCGUCUGGAGGCUUGGGAUCUGGAGAUGGUCAGGGGCCAAACAAGACGACAGGAGACAUCAUAGCAUACAGAAAUGUGGAUGACAUUCCUGCUCGAGAGUUGAAGAUUCACGUGGAUCAAAAAAAUGAAGCGGUAUUGUUACCUGUCUAUGGUUUGCUGGUACCUUUCCACAUAGCCACGGUUAAGAGUGUUUCAAGUCAACAGGAUGGCGGGCAUUCGUACAUCAGAAUCAUAUUUAAUGUCCCAGGAGCAGGUUUUGGGCCGAAUGAUGUACCCACUCAAAAAUUCCCCAGGUCGAUAUAUGUGAAAGAGGUUUCAUUCAGGUCAAACGAUACACGGCAUUCGUACCAAGUUGUGCAGCUGAUAAAGACUCUUCGGCGACAAGUGGCUCAACGGGAGUCGGAACGUGCGGAAAGAGCCACAUUGGUGACUCAAGAGAGGUUGCAGAUCGGGAAAGGUAGACCCAUCAGGUUAUCAGAUCUCUGGAUUCGGCCAGCGUUUGGGGGUAGAGGGCGGAAAAUGAGCGGUACAUUGGAGGCACAUACAAAUGGAUUCCGGUACUCAACCAUGCGGCAGGAAGAGAAAGUGGACAUCAUGUACCGAAACAUUAAACAUGCCUUCUUUCAGCCAGCAGAGAAGGAAAUGAUUACUCUUGUUCACUUCCACUUACAUAAUUAUAUUAUGGUCGGAACCAAGAAGACGAAAGACGUGCAAUUCUAUGUCGAGGUGAUGGAAGUUGUACAGACGCUAGGGGGCAGCAGGCGGUCAAUGAUGGACCCAGAUGAAAUUGAGGAAGAACAACAGGAGCGAGAUAGGCGCAACAAGAUUAACAAAGAGUUCGAAGCGUUUGUGAAGCGAAUGGCAGAACUGUGGGACCAGCCACCAUGGCGGGAGCUAGACCUAGAAUUUGACAUUCCUUUCAGAGAGCUUGGGUUCCACGGAGUGCCUAAUAAGUCAUCUGCUUUCAUCGUGCCAACGGUGAACUGUUUGGUUGAGCUAAUAGAGACCCCGUUUCUGGUUGUGAGCCUGAAUGACAUCGAGAUUGUGAACCUGGAAAGAGUGGGUUUAGGGCAAAAAGCAUUUGAUAUGGCGAUAGUGUUCAAGGAUUUCAAGCGAGAAGUUUUGCGAAUUGAUGCCAUUCCUUCAACAUCGCUGGACGGAAUCAAGGAAUGGCUCAACUCGAUGAACAUCAAAUAUUACGAGAGCAGGAUGAAUCUGAACUGGCGACCAAUCCUGAAGACGAUACUGGAGGACCCUGACAAGUUCAUUGAGGACGGUGGGUGGGAGUUCCUGAACAUGGAGGCUAGCGAUUCUGAGUCCGACAAGUCGGAAGAGUCAGAUGAAGGAUAUGAACCAUCUGACGUGGAAGUUGUGUCUGAGUCGGAAGAUGACGACUCUGAUGAUGAAUCAGUUGUUGAGUCCGAUGACGAUGAGGCCGAGGAAGAAGAGGACAGCGAAGAGGAAGAAGGUUUGACUUGGGACCAACUAGAAGAAGCCGCGAAAAGGGAUGAUAAAAUGAAAGGAGACGAAGAGGACAGCGAGGAUGAGCGUCAUCGGAAUCGGAAGAAGGCUGCCGGGAAAGGCAGGAUGCCUGAUCCCAGGGAUGCGAAACGGGGUCAGCCGAAUAAAAGGCCCAAAGUAAGGUGAUGAUCAGUGUGUGGCAUGGGUCUCAACCAUGUGUUAGAUUUCUCUCAUGUAAAAUCUUUAUCACUUUCUCUGUCGCUGUGGGUCAAAUUUUGAGAACUCUCAGCUUGAUACCAGUAGGUUCAGAGGGUUCCUUAUCUGUACACGAUGCUGGAUGGAGACGAUAAGCCACUCGCUAUGUCCAGAUUUGGGCAUUUUUUAGAGUGAGGAUCAGAUUUUGAUGUUGUGGUGCGCCCAGAACGUGUUGACACUCCCUCGUUAUUUUGUUGAAUUUGGUGUUGGAGAUGGAUUUAGUUCUGAUAGGAGCGGGCCAGCAGAAUUUUCCUGUGACACUACAGAAUAUCUAGAAAGAGGAUUCGACAUCUUGUUUCAGUGCGCAUAGAGCUUUAUUUGUUUCCAUCAUCGCUGAAACGGCAUCAUGCGUCUUUUAGUCUAUGUACUGGACUCUUAUUGAAAAGCAACAAUCUUGUACUACGUUAUUUCUUUGUGAGCGUUUGCUUUUAAAAUUUA
Molecule: messenger RNA, 4006 nt
Organism: Physcomitrium patens
Lineage: Eukaryota; Viridiplantae; Streptophyta; Bryopsida; Funariales; Funariaceae
Product: FACT complex subunit SPT16
Biological process (GO): transcription elongation by RNA polymerase II
Cellular component (GO): FACT complex
Molecular function (GO): nucleosome binding
Source: RefSeq, a predicted model, not a curated record